AUGGACAGCUCUUCAACCCCCCUGGCAGAUUACUUCUGGAUUGCUGGUGUAGAGUCAGUAUCGUAUGACGACCCUGUUGCCACCAACACUCUCACCAAGAGUCUUCCGGUCGAGUCAACCAUUGCAGAAGAUGGAGAGCCUGACAACACCACCACGAAUGGGUACAAACAGACCGCUGCCCGUCAUUCGCGCCAAAAUUCUGCCAGCCGCCUUUCCAAAAUCUCAGUCGACGGUCGGUACUCGAUAGCCAGCACCCUCGAUGAGCUCGAUGGCAACACUCGCAGUAACAGGAGCAGUGCUACCAUAAAACCUGCCAAGCCUACAGCUCUCAAUGGGAAUGCCGCUGCUACGAAUGGAACUUCUCCCGAGGUUCUGAUCCAAGGCCCAACCCCGGGCCCUGGGCUUAUGGGCAUGCCCGACUUCGAUUUCGACAAGGCGCUUCUAAAAUUUGCCGCCGAGAGAGAAACCUUCCUCGAGGACCUUUCCUUUACUGCGGGAGCCAAGUUGCAAUCACGUCCGCCAAUGGUAAACCCGCGAGCCGAGAGGAUUCGCGCGGAUGAAGGUCUUCCAAGCGGCAGGAUGAGCCCGCUGAGGAGUCUCAAAGGCAGUAUUCGACGCAAGAUCAGUUUUAGGGAGAUGAAUAGCGUGCGCAAGGGACCUACUGUUGUUAGACAAGGUGCUUCUAGCAGAGCUGGUAAGAGAGCUAAUUCUCCCACGCGACCGUUUGUGUUUAACGUUUGGGACUCUGUUAUAACCCGCGAUUAUCCUGCGGGUUUCCAGCUAACUCUUCUUGCUCCAGCGUCGGUUCGCACCACAAAACGACUGAGCAACUACAACUCCGUAAUCCCUCAGCCAGAGCCACUGAAUACCGAUCCUGAUAUGCACCCAUUGAAGCGGCGAUUCGAACCCGUUUUGUUAGAUCGAUACCCACCAAAGAACGCCAAAGAGGAACUUGCCAAACGUGGAAAAUUCCCGGACUACGUACCCAUGUUCGCCUUUCCCAAUGAUAUCCAAAUUGUAUCCUCUGAUGAUCGGCCUCGUUCCACAUGGCACGGCUUUACAAUGACAGGAGAAGAUAAUUCCAAGCUUUACGGCAUAACCGUUAUUAUAUGGACAGCACUGACAGCAGAGAGAGCAGAGGAAGUGGAAACAAGAUGUGAGCAGUGGCGGCAGAAUCACAUGUCCAACGAGGAGAGAGAGUUGGCCGCAAGCUUGGGGGUUCGAUUGGCGGGUGAACGAUCACACCUCUCGCAGCUCCUUUCAAAGCUCCCCACGAUACCCUCUGGAUCACCGGCCCGGGACAGACUGGAAGAUGAGAUAAGCACGGUUGAGGAAAAGAUUGCUCUCAUGACGGAUAUGCUACGGCCGCUACGGCACGGGGCGGCCUCAAAAAUCGAAGGGCUUACGGCGGGCGAGAGCGGUCUGUGGAUUCCUCGAGCAUACGGUGUUCUUGGUAGGGAUGUGGCCUGUAUGGGCUUCUGGAAGGAGUGGCUUAGGUCAAUCGUUGUUCCCAUGACCGAUGGGGGUGUUCUUCGAGUGCCCCCCAGCUCCCCCAAAGUCGGACGUUGGCAGCCCUUGGAGCGUUAUGUGGUUAACCUUUGUACGGAAGCUUUCAGUCCCUUGGGAUCGAAAACGCAAGUGGAGCUUGGCGUCAGAGAACUGCGGCUCUACGCACGAAAAGAGGGAGCCAACGAGCUCCCUGGCUCCCGGACCAUUGAUCUAUAUGCGCUGUUUCGAUGUCUUUCUCUCGAAAAUGUCGUUGCAUUGUUCGAGUACGCCAUGUCCGAAUCUCGUAUCAUCUUUCUAUCUUCCCACACGAGCAUGUUGCAUCUGGCUUGCCAUGCUCUAGUGAACCUCCUUUAUCCUCUCCAGUGGGCUAGCAUCUUCAUCCCCGUCCUUCCAGCUAGACUCAUCUCCGCUCUCGAAGCCCCCUGCCCCUAUAUUGUUGGCGUUGAACGUCGGUAUGAACGGAUCGACCUGCCAGAUGACGACUAUGUUCUGGUUGACCUGGACAGAGACACGAUUGACGCCACCUCUCAGCCUCACCGCCUACCCAGACAACAUCGACGAAAGUUGAUGUCUCUCCUGCAGGUUGCCGCUCCUCACUCUCUUCGAUACGGUGUCGCUACCGGACCUCCGCCGUACGCUAUUGAAUCCUUCCCCUACGACUCCUUCUCUUCAGAGAAUGGCUCAGUUUUUACAUCCACGGCGGAACCAACGACCUUGGGCAAGUGGGUGUCACAGAAUUCGUCAAGCUUUGCAGACCGGACACCUCCCGAAGAAGUCCACCCGCCAGUAUUCAAUGCGUUUACCGUUUCGUCAGUCGACACCGGAAAGCUUGACCAUCGACCAAGUACGAGCAAAUCGUCCAAGACAAGCCCACAGUCCUCCGUAUCUCCUGCGUCUGCCAAUUUCCCUCCCAUGCCGACUACUCCCAUCUCUCGCAGCGACUCUGGCUUUGCCCUGACCGCUACUCUGCGAGAGAAGAGGUCCGGGCACUUUGGAGAAGAAAAGGGCCGUCGAAGCUCAUCUUUCGGAUUGGAUAAGUUCCAGCCCAUGCACAAACCGAGCCUGCCGCUGCUCAACGGUCAUCAGCCCAAUGCCUCCAUUUCAGGCUUCUCUGUUGUUUCAGAAUCAUCAUUUGGAGGAGGGUACGCGCCGUCUGCCUACGCCCAGUCUACCCUUGCCGCUUCCACCAUCAUGCCCUGCAUGCAAAUCCAACCGGUGCGAAACACCGAGACAACUGUCUGGGUCGAGGGUCAUUGCUUCAGUCUCAACACCAAAGAUUCUUCCUCAUCUUGCACCAUUUGCGAUGACAAAUCAGAGGGUGAUGGCUUCUACGAAUGCACUUCCUGCAAAACUGUAGCCCACGGCCGAUGCUUGGGACAAGUGUCACUUGUCUGUCCGGAAGCCUUCCACCCAGAUCGAGUAAGAGCGGCAUUUGUACGAUGCCUAGCCAGCUUGUUGUACACCUACCGCAAACACCUCGGCCGUCCAAACAAGCAGCAAAAGGCCAACGGGCAAAUAUACGCCUUUGACAUGGAUGGAUUCAUAAGGAGCCUGCCGUACGAUCAACAAGAGUACGCCACCAUGAUGCGCGACACGCAAGCCUUUAACGAAUUCAUUCACAGCCGCGAAACCACCGCAGCAACCGACCCCUCUAUACGGCUCUUCGACGAGAUCCUCAUGGCCAAGAAGGCCCGCGGCCGCCCCGGCCUCUCCUCCGGCCUCUCACGACUUUCCACCAUUCGCCAAUCCCACGGCGCAUCCGUGUCUGCAUUCAGCCUCGCGGCCGCGUCCCGUACAGCCUCCAGCAAGGCACCCGCCUACCUCACCAACACAUCCGACCACAUCUGGCGCACCGCCUCGGUCCCCUUGCCAAAGGGCAACUUCCCCGGCGAAUACCGCUCCGUAAUCUCACGCAUCCCGUCUUGUCUCGACAGAACGCUGAUGCGCGAGCCCCGGGCCAUUCAGGGCGUCCCGAGGAUGGAACAGCGCGGCACGAGGGCCUUUAUGCGGAAACAAGUUCCCAGCAUGCUGGGCACUACUCCUCCAUCAUGA
This is a messenger RNA of Metarhizium acridum CQMa 102, 3561 nucleotides long. RefSeq lists its product as uncharacterized. Lineage: Eukaryota; Fungi; Ascomycota; Sordariomycetes; Hypocreales; Clavicipitaceae. The record is from RefSeq and is a predicted model, not a curated record.